Molecule: messenger RNA, 2521 nt
Organism: Ictalurus furcatus (blue catfish)
Lineage: Eukaryota; Metazoa; Chordata; Actinopteri; Siluriformes; Ictaluridae
Gene: ubxn8
Product: UBX domain protein 8
Exons: 8
Coding region: 120-950 (276 amino acids)
Cellular component (GO): endoplasmic reticulum; nucleus
Molecular function (GO): ubiquitin binding
Source: RefSeq, a predicted model, not a curated record
GGUUGAAUCCCAAAUCCAGCAUUAUUCCAUCGUGCACUAUACGGCGUGUGAACGGAAUGUUUUUAGACUCCAUGUAGUGCACUACAAAUCCAAUUUAGGAUCGAGCCACAAAUCUGGAAAUGGCUGCAGCGAGAGAGUUUUUAUAUGUUGGCGUUUUCUUUUUCUCGUUAUUUUGUAUUGUAUCGUGGAAGUUUUCAAUAAUAGGUGUGAAGGAUGCAGUGAAGUUAGCAGGUCGUGGGCUGUUGAUACUCGGUGUGUUGACUUGGAUGAGCUCUUGCUUGUACCCCAAACUGAAAUCUUACCUGUGUCCAGCGACCCCACCGUCAGUGGAAGGUCCUGCUGAAGAUGCACACAGUAUACUUAAACAGAAGAAAGCAAGAAGGGAACAACAGCAUCAACACAGUGUUAAGUCAGACAAAUACCUCGAGGCAGUCGUGAAGCCCCGACAGGAAGCAGUGCUCAGGAAGAAAGAGGAAGACUUCUAUCGUGUGACGGGACAAACCUGGAAACUUAGCCAGGGUUUCACACUAGGAGGGGAGGAACAGACGAUGGCAAACACAGAUGGCGACGAUGAGACUCCUAACCAGAGGGCCGCAAGGAAGCGGAAGGAGCUAGAGGCACCGAAUCAGGCUCCUGUCCUAACACGACUGCCGAAAGAAAAAAAGAUCAUAACCUUACCUGAUGAACCUUCAGAAGACACUAAUGGGGUUGUAAAAAUUGCUCUGAGAUGUCCCAGUGGACGAACAGUCCGAAGAAGGUUUUUUAAAACUUGCAGAUCUACAGUCCUUUUAGACUGGUUGCACAAGUCUGGAUACUCUCCCACUCUUUAUGCCUUGUACAUGUACCCCAGGAGGCCACUGCUCACACGAUCAGACCUCAGUAUGGAAGAUGUCGGGAUCAGCGCGCACACCACUCUUAACGUGGAGGAAAAAGACCCUCCCACAUGUUAAUACCAUCCUCAGGUCUUUGUGAAGGUUUUCAGCAAUUCAGUAGUUGAAUCGAGGCACCUGGACCUUUUAUGAUGAAAUAUUAGAUCUAUUAGACACAGUUAAAUAGAUGUCAGUCACAUCUGGUUCUGUAUCAUUUUAACACCUUCUGUAUUCUUUAUUGUAGCAAAAAAUCUAUAAGGAUGAUUCAUCUAUAUCUUAAGGACGAUAUUGAUAUUAUGUGACGAUAUUGAUACAGUACACUGUAAUAUGCUUUUCAGUACUUUUAUAGCACUUGCUGACAAUUUGUUAGCAAACCUUAUAUCCCUUCUGAAAGUAUUUCAGUUUUCAUUUCCAGAAAUUUAGAUGUGUUAUCUAGAUAACACAUCUAAAUCUAGAUGUGUUAUCUAGAUAACUGUGAAAUCUAGAUGUGUUAAACAACUUAGAACUCUGGUGGCAGAUCACCCAGUUUGUAGGUGAGCAAUAGUAUUGGAACAGGUAGUCUUUAAGUAAACAACACUUAAUAUUUGGUGCAUAUCACAUGCUUGCAAUAACUGCAUUAAGUUGGUGACCCAGUGACAUCACCAAACUGUUGCAUUCUUCUUUUGUGUUGAUUUUCCAGGCUUGUACCACAGCUUCUUUAAGUUUUUGUUUGUUUUGGGGGGGGGGGGUUCUCCCUUCAGUGUCCUCUUCAGGGGGUGAAAUGCAUGUGCCAUUGGGUUAAGAUCUCAUUAUUGACUUGGCCAGUCUAAAACAGUUCCACUUUUCAACCUGAUGAAGUCCUUUGUUGAGUUGGCAGUGUGUUCUGGAUCGUUGUUUUGCUGCAUGAUGAAGUUCCUCCUAAUUAGAUUGGAUGCAUUUUUCUGUAAAUUGGCAGACAGGAUGUUUCUGUGGACUUCUGAAUUCCUUCUGCUGCUCCCAUCAUGAGUUACAUCAUCAAUAAAGAUUAGAGAGUCUGUUCCAGAAGCAGCCAUGCAAGCCCAAGCCAUGACACUACCUCCACCAUGCUUGACCAAAGAGCUUGUGUGUUUUGGAGGUCUUGUUUCCAUGUCUGGUUGUUAAUACACCAGUGGUUUAUUUUAUUUUCAGGACAUUCCAAAAUGUUGUAUUGGCUAUAUCCAAUGCUUAUGUAAUGACUCUGAUUUCCCCUCUUUUCUCAGUGUCAAAAUGGCUUGCUUCUGUCCCAUAUACAGCUCUCUGGUGUUCAUGUUGGCUUAUCCUUUGUAACAAAUGCAGCCUUCACAGGCAAAACCCAGGGCUCAAAGCAGGAGUAGAUAAUCAAAUCUGUUAAUUGUUUAAACAGUCAAUCUGACAGGGAUAUCUGGGCCCUACAAAACACCUGUCGAUCACAUUACAAUAUUUUUUGAUAAUUUGAGAAACGAGUGGGUUCCAACAAAAGGUGCCAUAUUCCAAGUUGUUUAACACGUCUAGAUGUAAAGAUCAGGAAAGGAAAGUGAGAUUCUGAUCUAGUGUCUUAUUCAGCCUUUGAUCUCAAAUCCAAAUGUAUAUGUAGACCAAAAAUGAAAGAAUUGUCCUUGCUGUUUUAAUACUUUGAGAGGACUGUAAAUAACGUAAUAAAUACUGUGGAUCAUGUC